Messenger RNA from Dromiciops gliroides (monito del monte), 1212 nucleotides. RefSeq lists its product as uncharacterized. The transcript is spliced from 12 exons. Lineage: Eukaryota; Metazoa; Chordata; Mammalia; Microbiotheria; Microbiotheriidae. Bases 1 to 1212 code for a protein of 403 amino acids. The record is from RefSeq and is a predicted model, not a curated record.
AUGCUGCUGCCGCUUCUUCGAAUCCCCUCAGAGACGAACUGGCUGCAGAUCCCCCCGUGGGCUCAGCCAAAGAAAUCAGCAGGAAGCUCCUGCUGGACCCUCUUGACCUCCACUGGACCAAUCUUCCUCUUCAGGUUCCCGGCCAAUGCACCAAAUUUGUCAGCAGCUCUAGUGUUGGCAGCCCUAGUGUUGCUAACAGGUUGCUGUUCAAAAAUUCCAAGCAGUCAGCAGUUGGUAACAAAAGGGGAAGAACAAAAUAAAAAAGCAAUUCGAGAAAAUGAAGGAAGAGAGGAAAAGUCCAGCCUUCAGAAGCACACAGAGAAGGAAGAUUCAGCAUCAACAAGCUUAGCAACACAAGCACCCUGCAGUUUAGUUGGGGAACAAAAUGAACCUUCGUGGGAAUCACCAGUGAACCAGCCUUCAACCUCUUUUGGAAGCUUCUUUUCCCGGUCCUCUUUAUUCACCUUGGUUUUUGGAAGACUCAGAAAAAGAUCAAAUGUGGCACCAAAUGAGGGAGAAAAUAAUGGGAAGGUAACAAAAGGGGAAGAACAAAAUAAAAAAGCAAUUCGAGAAAAUGAAAGAAGAGAGGAAAAGUCCAGCCUUCAGAAGCACACAGAGGAGGAAGAUUCAGCGUCAACAAGCUUAGCAACACAAGCACCCUGCAGUUUAGAUGAGGAGACAAAAGCACCUUUGGGAGGAUCCCCAGUGAAUCGAUCUUCGACCUCUUUUGGAAGCUUCUUUUCCCGGUCCACUUUCUUCACCUUGACUUUCCGAAGACUCAGAAAAAGAAGAAAUAUGGCACCUGAUGAGGCAGACAAUAAUGGCAAGGUAACAAAAGAAGAAAACAGUCAAGAAGAAAUGAGAGAAAACGAAGGAAAUGAGGAAAAGUCAUUACUGGAGAUGAUCAGAAAAGAGCCAGCACUGAAUGUCUUAUUCUUAUCACAAACAUCCUCCACUUCAGAUGGCGAUGAAAGUGGACUUUUACCACGAUCAGAACUGAGGAAACGCUUAGCCUCUUACAGCUCUUCCGGAAGAAUCAGGAAAAGAUCAAUUUUGGCACCUCAUGAAACAGAAAGUAUUGAGGAGGUUCUUUACCAUUCACAUAGAAGUUCAAGAGCUGACAUACCCAACCUUCUGAGGAGCUGUACUUUAGCCAGAGUACAGCAUCCCCUCUUAGUGGGGCCCCUGCCCACACUAGGCAACAAUGCUUAA